CUUGGGCGGGCGGAGGGAGAGAGGGAGGCGGGGGUAAGACUGCGGUGGGCGGCGACGCCAACCAGCGCAAUUGUUAAAUGCCCUCGCGCUGUCGGCGGGCCCCGCUUCUGCUCCGCGGAAGGAAGCGAUGGGUCGGGCGGGCGGGCAGCCUGGGUCCUGAGCGGGGAGUCCGGCGUGGACCAGCAUGCUGGGACCCAGCGUGGAAGCCCGGCGGGUCCACCGUCCGCCCCAGCCGCCCGCCCCGGACCCCGACCCACAGCAGCGCUGGGCCCGGCUCUUCGACCAGCUGGACGCCAACAAGGACGGCCGCGUGGAUGUCAACGAGCUGCGCGAGGGCCUGGCCCGCAUGGGCAUGGACGCCGGGGCCCACGCCGAGCAGGAUAUCCUACGUGUGGGGGAUACAGACCAGGACGGGCAACUCAAUUUUGAGGAAUUUGCGCGCUAUCUCCAGGAGCGCGAACGCAAGCUGCUGCUGAUGUUCCACAGCCUGGACCGCAACCAUGAUGGCCAGAUUGAUGUCUCUGAGAUCCAGCAAACCUUCCACAGUCUGGGGGUUUACAUCUCCCUCCUGCAAGCGGAGAAAAUCUUGCACAGCAUAGACAAGGAUGGCACAAUGACCAUUGACUGGCACGAAUGGCGGGACCACUUCAUCCUCAAUCCCCUGGAGAACAUGGAGGAGAUUGUACACUACUGGAAACACUCAACAGUCCUUGACAUUGGCGAGUGCCUCACUGUCCCAGAUGAGUUUUCCGAGAAAGAGAAGAAAACUGGGAUGUGGUGGAAACAACUUAUUGCUGGAGCUAUGGCUGGUGCUGUCUCUAGGACGGGAACGGCGCCGUUGGACCGGCUGAAAGUGUUCAUGCAGGUGCAUGCUUCGAAGAGCAACAACAUGAAUGUGUUGGGGGGAUUGCAAGGCAUGAUACGUGAAGGAGGCGUCCGCUCACUAUGGCGAGGCAAUGGCAUCAACGUGCUCAAAAUUGCACCUGAGUCUGCUAUCAAGUUCAUGGCCUAUGAACAGAUCAAGCGGGCAAUUCGGGGACAGCAAGAGACUCUGAGGGUGCAGGAGAGAUUUAUUGCUGGUUCACUAGCUGGUGCCACAGCACAGACUAUAAUCUACCCUAUGGAGGUUCUGAAGACGCGGCUAACCCUUCGCAAGACAGGCCAAUACUCAGGAGUGGCUGACUGUGCCAAGAAGAUCCUACAAAAGGAAGGGGUCCGUGCCUUCUACAAGGGCUACUUGCCUAACAUGCUGGGCAUCAUCCCCUAUGCUGGCAUUGACUUGGCAGUUUAUGAGACCCUGAAGAAUACCUGGUUGCAGAAGUACAGCAAGAAUACUGCUGACCCCGGUGUCCUGGUGCUUUUGGGCUGCGGCACAAUCUCCAGCACCUGCGGCCAGAUCGCCAGCUACCCCUUAGCACUGGUGCGGACGCGGAUGCAGGCGCAAGCAUCCAUUGAAGGUGCCCCUCAGUUCUCCAUGCUGGGCCUCUUCAGGCACAUCCUCUCCCGGGAAGGCGUGUUCGGCCUCUACCGUGGCAUCGCUCCCAACUUCAUGAAAGUAAUUCCUGCCGUUAGUAUCAGCUACGUUGUGUACGAGAACAUGAAGCGGGCUCUGGGGGUGACGUCCAGAUGAAGAGGUGCCUGCCUCACCCACUCAGUGGAUGGGACCUACCUCUCGAGAAGGGCUAUUCCUACAUGCAGCAUGACGUCAGUCAUAGGCAGAAACAUAGCCCUACUCCUCCGGGCCCUCGCCCCCAGGAGAAUGGGGACUAAAGCAUGUUAAAGUGGUUGGGCCUAUGUCUUCCUCGAUUUCACAACAUCAGCGUCUUUCCUGGGCAAGGAGCCCCAAGGAAGAACUCACUUACAAAGAGCCAUUGUCCCACUGCAGAAGCCUGGGGCUGAAAAGCACCAUGGCCACAUUGAAGCAGAGACUUCUAUACUGUCCACCUACAUUUUGGGGACUUUUGGAGAUAAGCCUCUGAAAAGCAGACUUGAGCCAGUGCUCUUCUCUACUACUCUCUGCAUGUCUGCCUUCUUCUCGGCUACUCUCCAACAUGAAAACCAGCAGCGUGUUUUCGUAUUCUGCAUAUUUCUACCAGCCUCUUCAAGGUCUUGUGGAAGCCAAUCGUGUCAACACUAUCAUUGAUACAUUGUCAAAUCUCAGAUAAACAAAUGUUCAGUUGCUGAAGCCAGAGACUAUGACUCCUCCUCCAAUCAAUCAGCUAUCUCUAAAUCUACAGACAAUGUAUUCAGGGACAGUCAAUUGCACUGGAAAAAAUACAUAUUUUUUGAAGUUGCCACCAAGAGCCCAAGAUGCCUGAGCAUCGGGAUUUGAGGAUUUGAACAAGCGGUUUCCUGCUUUUGCCUCCAUCCUGAAUUCCACUUUGAUCCUUCUUUUGCUUCUUUUUCUUUCAGAUCCAGGAGAGCGGUAAAGCCCUAGGUCUUUGCAUUUCAGCCCAAUUCCACUUUACCUGCCCCAUUCAAUGAAACGUGUCUGUAUAUUUUGCACAUGAACUACUUUUAACUUAUAA
Anolis sagrei ordinatus is the source of this 2528-nucleotide messenger RNA. RefSeq names its product mitochondrial adenyl nucleotide antiporter SLC25A23. Gene Ontology annotation, molecular function: ATP transmembrane transporter activity; calcium ion binding. Lineage: Eukaryota; Metazoa; Chordata; Lepidosauria; Squamata; Anolidae. Gene Ontology annotation, cellular component: mitochondrial inner membrane. Gene Ontology annotation, biological process: ADP transport; ATP transport; transmembrane transport. The record is from RefSeq and is a predicted model, not a curated record.